CGCGGCCUCGUCUCGGCUCCUCCCCUUCUUCCUCUCCACGACAGCGCGCGGUCGGCUCGGCCAUCCCCCCCUCGCCUCGCCUCGACAAGCUCGAGAUCCCCUCGCGCCAGCCAUGACGGUCGGCCUCGCGCUCCUCCUCGACCUCACCUCCCGCCUGCCCCGCGCCAGUGCCUCCUCCUCCUCCGCCCACUCCCACGCCGGCCUCUCCGCCGCCGCCUUCGCCGCGACCGCCGCCGCCGCCUUCUCCUCGACCGGGGUGCCCCUCUCCGCGCGCCACCUCUUCGACUUUCCUGGGUUUACUGUUGCUCAUUGCGAUGCUGGCACAACUGCUGGAUGGAACGGUACUCCUGAACUUAUUAAUGACCUGAAUACCAAGAUCCUCAACUCCAUCCAACAAGCAAGAACAGACUACAUCCAAUACCCAACAAAGGAAUACCCUUCAGAGCUGAAGCCACUCUUUUCGGCGUUUGGGUUGAAGAAUUUUACCAUCACAACCCUGAGGUCCUUCCUGUUGUAUUACUUGCCACUCAUACAACCUAAACCUCACACUGAUACUGAUGAUGAGGACGAAGAUCUGCUUCAAGAUGCUCCUCCUGAAGAGAAGCAUGUGGAUCUGGUUACUCCCUUCCACAAUUCAGUGAAGCAAAUCAUGCGUGAGACUUCUAUUGUCACAACCAGACGAGUAUUGGAAAGGAUUGUAAUUCGUCAUGUUUCACAAAGAACAGCAUGGAAACUUCUCAAAGACGCUUCGAAAUCAGCAAAGAGGAAAGCUGCAAGGGGAAUGUCAACUCCACAGUACACAUUCUGUGUUGCCAGAACAACAUUCCGAGCACAUGCACUGGGAGUAGCUGCUGCUUGGGUCGUGCAAUCCAUAAUUGAGGUAUACAGAUGUUUCAUCCGUAAGCCUAGCGACGAAACACUACCAAGUGACGACGAUGAACAGUUUGACGAUAUGGAUAAAUUCAGAUUGUUUGGGAGGAAGGUUUAUGGCAUUACCGUCAAAAGUUGUUUCUCUUUGGUUUUGGCCUCAGUUGGAGCAGGCAUUGGUGCCCUCCUGCAUCCAGUGCAUGGACAAUGGUUUGGUUGUGCAUUGGGAGAUGUGGCAGGUCCCGUUAUUGCUAUAAUUGUUUUCGAGAAGAUGCAACUACCGCUGUAACACUCUGGAUCUUCGAGCACAUUAGUGUUCACUCCAUGCACAAGUCUUUGCCAUGAGUCUGCUCUGUUUGAACAUCUCUGAUCUAACCUGAAAGCUCACAGUUGAUGAAUAAUAUCUAUCACCUCUAUGCUCAUAGUUUAGUAACUUCUUCCAGAGAUUGCCUCCGGGCCUUGUGAGAUCUGAACAUGUACUACCUAAAUUUUGUACUGUAUCAGAUUUUGGAACGAAUAUUAAACUUCGUUCAACAUUUUUGUUGAUUAACUUGGCAUAAGCUCAUCGCUGUUAUUGCUA
Molecule: messenger RNA, 1447 nt
Organism: Panicum hallii
Lineage: Eukaryota; Viridiplantae; Streptophyta; Magnoliopsida; Poales; Poaceae
Exons: 6
Coding region: 113-1156 (347 amino acids)
Source: RefSeq, a predicted model, not a curated record